Molecule: messenger RNA, 1545 nt
Organism: Oryza sativa Japonica Group (Japanese rice)
Lineage: Eukaryota; Viridiplantae; Streptophyta; Magnoliopsida; Poales; Poaceae
Molecular function (GO): zinc ion binding
Source: RefSeq, a predicted model, not a curated record
UUCAGCAACUAUUCCCAGAUUCUGAGCACAGGUUCUGUGUGAGGCAUUUGUACCAGAAUUUUCAGCAAUCAUUUAAAGGUGAGAUUCUUAAAAAUCAACUUUGGGCAUGUGCUAGGUCUAGUUCAGUCCAAGAGUGGAAUACUAAAUUUGAGGAGAUGAAGGCUUUAAAUGAAGAUGCAUAUAACUGGUUAGAGCAAAUGGCACCAAAUACCUGGGUUAGAGCAUUUUUCAGUGAUUUCCCUAAAUGUGACAUCUUACUGAACAAUAGCUGUGAGGUCUUCAACAAAUAUAUUUUAGAAGCUAGAGAGAUGCCAAUACUGACCAUGCUAGAGAAGAUAAAGGGCCAGUUGAUGACAAGGUUCUUCAACAAACAAAAAGAAGCACAAAAAUGGCAGGGCCCAAUCUGUCCCAAGAUUAGGAAGAAAUUGCUAAAGAUUGUUGAGCAGGCUAACAUUUGCUAUGUGUUGCCUGCUGGAAAGGGUGUUUUCCAAGUAGAAGAGAGAGGGACCAAAUACAUUGUAGAUGUUGUGACCAAGCACUGUGAUUGUAGGAGAUGGGACCUAACUGGCAUCCCUUGUUGCCAUGCAAUAGCAUGCAUUAGAGAAGACCAUCUGUCUGAAGAAGAUUUUCUUCCACACUGCUACUCUAUCAAUGCAUUCAAGGCAGUGUAUGCAGAGAAUAUCAUUCCUUGCAAUGAUAAAGCCAAUUGGGAGAAAAUGAAUGGACCCCAAAUAUUGCCACCUGUGUAUGAGAAGAAGGUUGGCCGGCCAAAGAAAAGCAGAAGAAAGCAACCACAGGAAGUGCAAGGUAGAAAUGGUCCCAAGCUUACCAAACAUGGAGUAACUAUUCACUGCAGCUAUUGUCAUGAAGCUAACCACAACAAAAAAGGGUGUGAGCUAAGGAAGAAAGGAAUAAGGCCUAAGAACAAGAUAAGAAGAAAUGUAGUUGAAGCCACAUAACAGCCUUCAGUCAUGCCUCAGGAAUUAAUGGGACCACAAGCAGGUGGCUCAUCACUAUUAGCUGAGGUGAAUGACAAUAUGUUGGAUCAUAUGCUGCAGGAGGCAUCACAGCCCAGUCAACUAACUCAGGAACAUGGUCCACUACCUGACUGUGCUUUCAUUCAAGAAAACCAGCCAACAGCUAGACCAGUGGUAUUAACCACUUCAACAAAAGAGGGAAGAUCAAAGAUGACCAAGCCUAAGAAGAAUGCAGCUGGCACUUCAAAGAAAAAGAAGGCAACAGAUGGCUUGAGUGAUGGUGCUGCUGCAAAGAAGAAGAAGAAGGCUUGAAGGAAUAUAGUACUGCUGCUGCAAUGAUCCAUGCUUGUUCAUAGAUCAUAGGAAUACUUUUGCUUGCCAACUCAUGUUCAUGACAAGAAAUAGUGCAUGUGGAUGUGGAUGUGGAUGUAUAUUUUGGACAUCAAUGUUGCUGCCAUGUAAAUGUGUCUGUAGUGCCAUGACAGCAAACAUUCUGGAUGUGGAUGUGUUAUGGUGAUGUGCUUUUGGAUAAAACAUUAAACUGUCAUGCAAUGAAGUGGCUAGUUCU